GCAUGUCAUUUAUAAUGAAUAUUCAUGCGCGCCAACGUAACUAAGUGACUGUCUGUAAUUUAUCUAAACUCUAACGGGUUUUUUCCCUGCGAAAGUCGACAUAUGUUAACGGGAAGAAAUGCAAUUAAACCUUGUUAAUCUACACUUUACUUGUCUCAUUAGAAACUUGGUUACUGCUACGCUACGUAAACUUGUUGUUUUUCGCAGUUCACGUAAAUGAACUAGGCCUAAUAGCCUAUGUUUGCUCAGAUAUAACGAUUUGAUAAUAUUUAUCAUCAUUAGAUAGAGUGACCACUGAUAUCACUUAGUUUUUCAAAAGAAGUUUGCUCUGCACUCUCCCAUCUAUACACCAUGUACAUGGGCAUUAAUUAUUACUUCCCCUGUAGUCCAGAGGACGAUUACAUGUUCAGUGCUUUUACAAGGAAUGGCAGAUUAAACAGAGAAUUUGCUGCUUAACACUUUAACUUGCAGCCGGAUGCUUCUUAGCACCGAAUUUUGUUGAAACCGAAUUGUUACUUAAUCAGAAUUGCUGCAAGUUACCGAAUUGAUGUUUAACUAUGAGUUGUUGCCAAACACCGAAUUGUGCAUAAACGAGAUUGCAGCAAAAUACCGAAUUGAUGGUUAACAGGGAGUUGUGUCCAAACGUCGAAUUGUAUAAAAACCAAAUUGCAACAAAACCCCAAUUGCAGCAACAUACCGAAUUGAUGCUUAACACCUAGCCGUUGCCAGACACCGAAUUGUGCUUAAAACUGAAUUACACGACCAGAUUACUGCAAGUACCUUGGUGCUUAACACCGACUUGCCGCCGGCCAAACACAGAAUCAUCUUACCAGCGAUGAUAUUUACCACAGAUAAUGCGGACACGGAAAUGAAGAAUGUAGGUCUGGUUAUAUUCGAAUGCGCCAUUCUAUCAUGCAUGUUAAUCCUGGGGUCUAUCGGAAAUACUUUGACCAUCAUAGCAGUUUUGACCAAUAGAGGACUUCGUGAACCUGGACAUUACCUAGUUGUUAACCUAGCUAUAGCAGAUUUGAUUCCCUGUCUGAUAACCGACUCCGUGUACAUUGUUUCAGCUUGGUAUCGAGAAUGGUUCUUGCCAAACGCGUACAUCGCCUGCCAGAUCAUUGGUGUGUUGACCGUUCUCUGUCUUAAUGCCUCAAUUAUGAACCUGACCAUGAUAGCGGUCAAUAGAUACGUUUGUAUUGUAAAAUACAGUAGGUAUAGAACAAUCUUCACCCCUGGACGCACGAUACUUAUUUGCAUAUUAAUAUGGGUUCCACCGUUAAUCAGUGUCAUGGUCCCUUUCUUCAAUCGCGAAGAUGUCUUCGGUUUCCACGACGUCGCCCUUUCUUGUAGUAUAGAAGCUACUUCGGAAGGAUCGCGAUUUUUAACAUUGUCACUUCUAACAUUUGUUCCUUUAUCUUUUACUAUAAUUACAUUUUGCUACGUGAGUAUUUUCCGAGCGGUGAGAGCCAGUCGUCGGCGCAUUGAGCAAUGGAAGGAACAAAGUAGUCAGACUGGCACAUCGAAAAGACCUAAUGGAGAAUAUACAGACACAAGAGAAAUAAAAGUUGCUCUACCUCGAAGUUCGAAAUAUGGCUUAGAGUUAGAAAAAAGCACAGGAUCUUCGUCGGCGGUGGUAGAUGUUAAUGACACGGUGGCAAGAAGUAACUUGGAGCUUCAAAAGGAUCAUCAACCACCACCAGUGGAUAAAAAUGAUCAACAAUCCUCGAACGAGAAAACCACCGCAAACUACAACAUUCACGCAAAACUUAAUAUAAAGAAAGAGGUUCGAUUAACGAUGAAUUUAUUCAUAGUCUUUGUCGUGUUUAUCUUCUGCUGGAUGCCAAUAACAAUUGCCGCUAUCGUUGAUUCGGAUUUUUCGGCGCCAGAUGCCUUGUGGCAGUCUUUAAGCAUUUUUGCUUUGGCUAACUCCUGCUGCAACCCUAUCGUAUACGGCUGGAGAAGCAAGCAGUUUCGACAGUCAUACAAAGAAAUACUAAAGUGUUCAUCAUGUACCACAACUCCACCAAUAGAUUCUUCUAUUGUCGUCCAAUGAAAAAUACCAAAAAAAAAAAAAAAAAAAAAAAAAUUAAUUAAUUUAGAAAAUAACUUGCUCAUUUUGAAUUUGAAUUAAAUGGUAAACUAACUUGAACAUUAAAGUUAUUAUAUUUAAAAUAUAUAUUUUACAGCGAAAAAUGAUAGAAACAUGAGUGCUUUAAUUAUUUUUUAUCGUAAUAACCAGUAGAAUCAGUGUACACAAUUUUUGUAAUUCAAUCAUUUCUUUGCUCAGGUUAAUAAUGUGUUUGUUACUGCAAAAUGAGAAAGUAAGUUAAUUUCACAUUUUUUUUAUAGUAUGAUUUCUAAGUAAUUGACUCUAUACGUUUUAGUCUCUCCCUGGGCCCCCUCCAUUUCGAAUUCCUGGACCCGCCACUGGUUGUGCUGUGUGCAACCAAACAAAUAUCUGACUAAAGAACUCAAACUCACAGAUACCCAUUUUUCAGGUCUUAAACGGCGCUUUUCGAAUUACGGUAGGUUGUGAAUAAUGUAAAAUGUGAUAUUCUAGUAAUUUCUGUAUUUAAUGUAAGUUAUUUCAGCCAUGUCACUGACUGGUUUGUUUUACAAUUGUUAUAUAAUAGGCUUAAAUUAUACUUCUUUUUUGACAUUUCAAUUCCAACAAUUUAUGCCAAUAUCAAACAAUUUAAUACGAUAACAUCGUCACAUCACAUGGUCCUAUUUGAGCACUGUUAUUAUCAUUCCAUAGUUCAUUAAUGUGCAAUAAUUAUAAUACAGUACCUGAAUUUGAAUACAAACACGACCCGAUUGAUUUUAAUCGUAUUAUAGUGUAAUCGCUAAUUUCCAUUUUAAGCCAUGUUUUUGCUAGAUUAUUAUGAAAUUUAUCAAACUACUAAUUUUUCGACCUACGUACGAUUGCAUACAUGGCCUAGAAUACAUGUACGUUGUGAUAGCCGAAAUAGGCAUAUGAUAAUUAUACUGUGCGUAGUCAUUAUCGGCACUUCCGCCACUUUGUUGAUAAUAAAGACAGGAAUGCACUAUGUAAUGAGUGUGUGUUAAACCGUUUUAAAAUGAUGAAAGGCAAACAUAAAUCCAUUUAUUCAUUUAUUUAAAUAAUGAAGAUAAAUGUCUAAUGCAUUCGGGAACGGAGAUUUAUUACCUUUAGACAAUCCAAUCACGUUCAUGGUUAAACUUGCAUAUUUUCUUUUUCGUGUGUUAUAUUAAUGAUAUUGGCAUUGAUGAUAAUUCUGAUUUUAUAAGUUACUGUGUAUUGAUUAAGGCUAAUGGAAAUGUUUAAUAAUCACCCUGGUUGCAGUUAUAUUUUCCAAACAUUUUCUCCUGUACAUAAUAUAUAUAUUUUUUAAUUAAUAGGGCUUUUAUUAUUAUUUAAUAUUUUAUUUUGUAUAUCAAUCUUUCCACGAAGAAUGUAUUUUUAUCUCUGAUUUAUGUCAAGGUAGGGUUGUGUUAUGUAUUUUAUAUUAUGAUGAGCAUGUGUACAUAAAUUCUAUAGACCUAUAUAAAAUAAAAGUACACACCAGACCAUGGAAAACAACUCAUUUUCUUUUCUAAAUGCAAAUUAAGAACAUUAUGAAUAUAAGUGGUAGGCAUAAUAAUAAUAAUUUAUUACAAUAAAAUUACAAGGAAAUAAUGACAUUUUAAAAUUUGAACACAAACACAUGGGCUAUUAUUCAGUACCAAUAUUAUAAUAGUUAGUAGCAGUAGUAGUAGCAGGAGUAAAAAGCCAGAUAGCAGGGGUGGACCCAGGGGAUGGCGAACAGGGGGAAAGGACUCUCCCCCCCCCC
Anneissia japonica is the source of this 3815-nucleotide messenger RNA. Its product is annotated as G-protein coupled receptor moody-like. The coding region runs from base 836 to 2056 and encodes 406 amino acids. Gene Ontology annotation, cellular component: membrane. Gene Ontology annotation, molecular function: G protein-coupled receptor activity. The transcript has 2 exons. Gene Ontology annotation, biological process: G protein-coupled receptor signaling pathway. The record is from RefSeq and is a predicted model, not a curated record. NCBI's taxonomy places the organism in Eukaryota, Metazoa, Echinodermata, Crinoidea, Comatulida, Comatulidae.